Sebastes umbrosus (honeycomb rockfish) is the source of this 1985-nucleotide messenger RNA. RefSeq names its product DHRS-12_like_SDR_c-like domain-containing protein. The record is from RefSeq and is a predicted model, not a curated record. The transcript is spliced from 10 exons. Lineage: Eukaryota; Metazoa; Chordata; Actinopteri; Perciformes; Sebastidae. Bases 16 to 1164 code for a protein of 382 amino acids.
ACAGGUGUUGUGUUGAUGUCUGUUCCCUUGUCGGACAGUGCUUCCUUCCUGCCGCUGGGUGGCCGGCUGGAGGUGGUGUUGGAGUUGUUGGAGUUGUUGUCGCCCACUGAUGUGAGUCCAGCGGAGCUCCACGUGGUUCUGGUUCAGGGUAAAAGCUGGAGGAGAGAGCUCAGCACAGCGAGAGGCUUCCAGAGCAGCACCAUGUCUCUGUACCGCAACUCCGCCUGGUUCCUGAAGGGAGUGACCGAGUUCACCAGGAGUGCCUUCCUGACGGCCUCCAAGAGGUUUGUGGAGAAGGACCUGGAGGUGUCCAUGGCUGGACGCGCCUUCAUGAUAACAGGAGCCAACAGUGGCAUCGGGAAAGCUACCGCCAUGGCCAUCGCUAAGAAAGGGGGAACGAUCCACAUGGUGUGCAGGAACAAGGACAAGGCCGAGGAGGCGAGGGCUGAUAUCGUCAAGGAGACGGGAAAUAAAGAGGUGUUUGUCCACAUCCUGGACCUGACGGAGACCAAGAAGGUCUGGGAGUUCGCUGAAGGCUUCAAGAGAAAGUACAAGGCCCUCAAUGUACUGAUCAAUAACGCCGGCGCCAUCAUGAGUCAGAGGGACGUGAACGUCGAGGGGCUCGAGAAGAGCUUCGCCUCCAACGUCCUCGGGGUUUACAUUCUCACCAAGAGUCUCAUUCCCCUGAUGGAGAAGAGCGCCGAUCCCAGAGUGAUCACGGUGUCAUCGGGGGGGAUGUUGGUGCAGAAGCUCAGGACGGGAAACCUGCAGUCUGAGAGGGGACGCUAUGAUGGCACCAUGGUCUACGCCCAGCACAAAAGGCAGCAGGUGGUGAUGACAGAGCAGCUGGCAAAGACUCACACUAACAUCCACUUCUCCGUCAUGCAUCCCGGCUGGGUUGACACUCCAGCGGUGGCUAACGCCAUGCCAGACUUUCAUAGCUCUAUGAAGGACAGUCUGCGGGCCCCGGAGCAGGGCGCUGACACCGUGGUCUGGCUCGCUGUCUCUGAGGCUGCAACCACAAACCCUAGCGGGCAUUUCUACCAGGACCGAAAGAUGGUGUCCACCCACCUGCCGCUGGCCUGGACCCACAGCUCUCCCGUGGAGGAGCAGAAGCUAAUGUCUCUGCUGGAGGACUUGGCCAAGACGUUUCAGCCACACUGAGACAAGCAGGAAGUGGUCUACCACCAACACUAACACCAUCCGUUCACACACUGACCGAGGCUGGGCUCAGUAUUUCAUCCCCCCUGAUGAUAUAACACACACUCCAGGACAGGGACUAGAUCUGGGUCUGUUUUAUCCAAAGCAUUUUGGAGCGUUAUAACACUACCUGUGGUCGAUAUGAAGAUAUAUACUGUGAAACCCGGCCUUACAGCGCAGAUUAAACUCACCUAUAACGGAGGGAUGAGCCAGAUUUAUAAUGCUUUAUAGCUAUUUAUAUGAUAACACGUUUAUUUAACUUUAUAAGGACUAAACAUGUAAAAGAGUUUGUCAAAAGGAUGUUAUGCUGCUGACAGAGAGAGCACCUUCGUAAACCACAUAAACACACACACAUAACCCAGUCUGUUACUGUGACUUUAUGAAAGUUGUCAAUCAGAUGGGAAUCUGAUGUGACCAAAGUCACUCCCACACUCAACGCAGUAUUUCACAACACCAGCUAUGGGUUCAAUCUCUCUCGUGUCUCGAUGACUUGCAAACGUGCAAAGUGUAUUUAACAUCUUCUGUAUGUAUGUAACUUGUGUAUUUGCUAUAUUGUUGUGCAGCUUGUGUACUGUGCAGGUUGAGCUCAGGCUGGAGGUGAAGUGCUCUCUCUAUCAGCCAUAAGCCUUUUAAUACACCAAACGGCAGCAUCACUCGGCAAUAAAACCUAUGUAUUAUAAUAUGUAAUUAGUAAUAUCUGCCCAGCAGCACCUUUUAAAAAAAUGCCUUUUACUAACUGAGUUUAUCUUGUAAAUGCUCGCUUGAAUAAAGAAAAUUACUGAUUG